Molecule: messenger RNA, 1825 nt
Organism: Aethalodelphis obliquidens (Pacific white-sided dolphin)
Lineage: Eukaryota; Metazoa; Chordata; Mammalia; Artiodactyla; Delphinidae
Gene: TMEM91
Product: transmembrane protein 91
Exons: 3
Coding region: 1119-1637 (172 amino acids)
Cellular component (GO): membrane; intracellular membrane-bounded organelle
Source: RefSeq, a predicted model, not a curated record
CCGAGGCCCAGACCCCUAGGAGUGCGGGACUCACUGAGUUCCCCCACCCUGAGCGGCAGGAUCGGGGAGGGUGUCGGUGCGGAGAGCCCAGGAGGUCCCGGCCUAUAGCCGUGGGCUGUGAGAGGCGCAGCUGGGGGGGCACCGCUCUUCUCCCGGGUCCUGGCGCUGGGGACAGGGAGGCAAAACCUUGGCCAGGAAAUCGGCUCAAGCCAGGUUUGGACUGAGGGCGGGAGACUUGGGGACCCCCGCAGGGGGACUGUGAGGGCGAGAAUAGUCUCCGUGGUUGAGUUGUGUGGUGGGUUGGUGGUGUUAUGGGGGAAGUGUGCAAAGGUGGAUUGUGGUAAAACAGGAGGUGUCAGCGGAGCGGGUGAGUGUGGGCCAUGGAUGUGGGUGGAGAAAGAGAGGGGUGUGUGGCCCCGGGUGUUUGGGCAGAUGUGCAAGGGAAGUGAUGGGGACGGGGGAGAGUGUCCAGGCUGCAUGUGUGGGAAGCCUGUACAUAUAUGUGCCUCUGGGGAGAAUCUGAGGCUGGGGGGAUUAGGAUGAAUGUGCAAGGAGUUAUUUAGGGUGAGUGAGUAAGACCGUUGGGAGCUCGUGUUGUUUGGGGCAAGUAGGCAAACAGUCCCUUGGGAUGUGGAUGUGCACAGGUGGAGGUGGGGACUGGGCUUGCCUGGAUGGGUAUGUGUGGCAGGUAUUGAGAGUGUGCAGGCUUGGGGGCACAGGCGGUGUGUGAACUAAGCAUCACUGGGGAUGGGUGUGGGGGGGAGGGAUGAGAGUGUCAACCCAGGAUGGGUGUGUAGUUCAUGGGCCAAGUAAGUGUGUAAGGCAUGGUUUGGAAUAAAUGUGCAACAGGUGUGUGGUUUUUGCCUGAGGAGAGAGAAGCCUGGAACUGAAUGUCCAGAGUCCUGAGUUCUCCUCACAACUUGGACCAACCUCUGUUACUCUCUGGGCCUCGGUUUUACUAUCUGUAAAAUGGGUCUGAGGACGGUUCAGCUACCUCGUCUCUGCCUGGAGUCUCUCCAAAGCCAGGAGUCAGGGGAAAGAUAAAAGUGAGACUUCUACAACUUGUCUUUUUCUUUCCCCUACUCCCAGGAAGCCCCUCUGGGAGCCUCUCCCGAGCCAUGGACAACCCCAGUCUUCCAGAUCUCCGACAGCCUCUGCUGGUGGGUGUAGGCGGUGAGCCCCCUGUCCAGAAGCCUGGCGAGCCUGAGCCAGGGCCUCCCUUUCGAGAGACAGCCUUUGCAGAAUCACUGAGGGGUUGGCAGUUCCUGCCACCAUCUCUUCCUUCUGUGAGUGCUGUACUGGGGGAGCCAGGGCUCCCCGACCUUGAGGAUGUGUCAUCCAGUGACAGUGACUCGGACUGGGAUGGGGACGGCCUUCUCUCCCCACUCCUACCCCACGACCACCUUGGCUUGGCUCUCUUCUCCAUGCUGUGCUGUUUCUGGCCCGUGGGCAUUGCCGCCUUCUGCCUGGCCCAGAAGACCAACAAGGCUUGGGCCAAGGGGGACGUCCAGGGGGCAGGGGCCGCCUCCCGCCGCGCCUUCCUGCUGGGGGUCCUGGCCGUCGGGCUGGGCGUGUGCACGUACGCGGCCGCCCUGGUUACCCUGGCCGCCUACCUCGCCUCCCGGGACCCGCCCUAGCUGCCCCUGCGGUCCCCACUGUGAACCCAGGGGCCGGCCGCCCAGCGCGUCCGCGGUCGGAGUGGAGAAUCCAGGUGAAUGAGGCGGCGGCGGCGGCAGCAGCGUCCAAAAACGGGGAGUGAGUCGGUUCUCCCCCUCCCCCGCACCCCCCUUCCUGGAGGCCGCAAACAGCGAUUAAACACCAGACA